This is a messenger RNA of Lagopus leucura (white-tailed ptarmigan), 6601 nucleotides long. It is a transcript of the gene NARS2, whose product is annotated as asparaginyl-tRNA synthetase 2, mitochondrial. NCBI's taxonomy places the organism in Eukaryota, Metazoa, Chordata, Aves, Galliformes, Phasianidae. The transcript has 14 exons. The record is from RefSeq and is a predicted model, not a curated record. Gene Ontology annotation, biological process: asparaginyl-tRNA aminoacylation. Gene Ontology annotation, cellular component: mitochondrion. Bases 5 to 1306 code for a protein of 433 amino acids. Gene Ontology annotation, molecular function: asparagine-tRNA ligase activity; nucleic acid binding; ATP binding.
UGCCAUGCUGGGGACGCGGGACGGGUGGAGAGCCCUCCGCCGCUGCUUCUCUUCACUGCCGCGGGAGCAGCGGGUUCCGGCGGCUCGGCUGCGGGUCCGGGAGGCGUUGGGGGCCCGGGAAACAGCGGGCAAAGUGAAGGUGCAGGGCUGGGUCCGCUCCGUCCGAUCCCAGAAGGAGGUUUUGUUCCUGCAUGUAAAUGAUGGGAGCUCUCUGGAAAGCCUCCAGGUGGUUGCUGAUCCCAGUCUGGAGUGUAGAGACCUGACUUUUGGAAGUGCAGUGGAAGUGCAAGGGAAACUGGUCAAAAGCCCUCACAAGAUGCAAGAUAUGGAGCUGCAAGCUGAAGCCAUUCAUGUGGUGGGACCUUGUGAUACUUUGUCAUUCCCCUUCAAAAUAAAGGAGAGGCACCCACUGGAGUAUGUCCGACAGUUCCCACACUUGCGAUGCAGAAGCAAUGCACUUGGAGCCCUCCUGAGAAUCCGCAGUGAAGCCACGGCAGCAAUCCACUCAUUCUUCCAGGAUAAUGGCUAUGUGCAUAUUCAUACUCCCAUAAUUACAUCAAACGACUGUGAAGGUGCUGGGGAACUCUUUCAAAUUGGGACAUCACAGGAGGCAAAAGAAUCUGUGGAGAAGAACCACUUCUUUAAUGUGCCCACCUUCCUUACAGUUUCUGGCCAGCUCCAUUUGGAAGCGAUGGCAGGGGCCUUUACUCGUGUGUUCACCUUUGGCCCCACAUUUCGAGCUGAGAACUCACAGAGUCGCCGGCACCUGGCAGAGUUCUACAUGGUGGAGGCUGAGCUGUCCUUCACUGAAAGCCUCCAAGACAUCAUGCAGGUUAUGGAACAUCUUUUCAAGACAGCAACAAGCACUGUGUUCUCCAAAUGCCCUCGUGAUGUUGAGCUUUUUCAUAAAUAUGUAGCUCCUGCACAGAAGGGCAGGUUGGAACAAAUGCUGAAGAACAAAUUUGUAAUAAUUUCCUACAAUGAAGCAGUGGAAAUUUUGAAACAGGCUUCUCAAACUUUCACUUUUAAGCCAGAGUGGGGCUGUGACCUCCAAACAGAACAUGAGAAGUACCUGGUGAAGCACUGUGGUGAGGUUCCUGUAUUUGUUAUUAACUACCCCUACGACCUCAAACCUUUCUACAUGCGGGACAAUGAAGAUGGACCUCAACGUACAGUUGCAGCUGUUGAUCUUCUAGUACCAGGAAUAGGGGAGUUGUGUGGAGGCAGCUUGAGAGAGGAGCGACUUCCCUUCUUGGAAUCACGCUUACAGAGAUUAGGACUCACAGAUGCCUACCAAUGUUCUUGAGGGGGACGUUUCUUGGCCCAGCUGCAUGGCCAUCACUGCCAGUCUCAAUGGAACAGCCAGUUCACUUCAACAAAGUUAAUCUAAUGCUGCUUACUUUAUCUUCCCAAUUUGUCUGUGGACAGCACAGGUCAUUCCUUUCAGGAUUGCAUAAAGUGGAUUAAUUUACAACUCAUCAGUGAUACUAAGUCAUCAAAUUGUGUUCCAAAUUGAAUAGAUUCUGGCCACCAUCGCAUGAGAUAAACAGGUUGCAGAACCACAAGCAAUUUGUGACCUUUAACAGCUCUGUGAAUGACUCCCUUUGCAAUUGACAGAGCAACUGGGUUGAAAAAUCUUCCCUAACAAAGCUGUUGAAGCAAUUAAAACUGUCCUGCUAAGGAGACAGAACAACCUUUGAAUUAACGAUUUAGCCCAUUAAAAUGACAAGAUUUUAGUGCUCCUCUUGACAAGUGUUUCUUGGUAUGUGCUUUGUCAAAGCUACUGAGAGGUUGGUAGUGUGGAGAAUUUUAAAUUUAGAAGAGUGUAUUCAAAUGCUCUUUAGUAUUUGGAUUGGCCAUUAGGGAGACUGCCUUGAAGAAUGUAGUACAGGAUUCUUACACUCUCCCCUGAGUAUGAACUCACUUUGAAACAGGCCAGUGCCUGGCAGUUCUUUAUAUCAUCCAUUUGCAAACAAGGUGAAUGAAAUGUUUUCCUUUAUUAUUUGCAUUUAUGGGUCAGAAUGCACUGUAUCACUUCAUCUAACCCAAAGCAGAGGGUCAGAAUUUCUUUCUGUGAUUUCUCUGAGCCUGUAGCUUCUGUUUAUAGGAAAUAUUUUUAGAAAGGCAUACAGGUUAACUGUCUGUGUUCCCAGGUAAAGCUGCUGGUAGAAAGCUGUUAACAUGCCCAGUGUAUCUUAUAGACCAAGCAGCCUGUGUAAGGGAGUAGCAGUCGAGUUGAACCUUUUUAGCCUACUCUGUUUCUUAGCUGUCCCUUUGAAGCUUAUGUGGAAUACUCAGAAGAAUCCCAGGGCCCAUUGUGGUACUUGUGAUGGUUGUUUUUACUCCUAACUCUGACUAGCACCUGAUAUCCUAGAUGAGCAUAGUCAGCAACCCUUACACACAUAGAUAAUUAAAUAUUGGGUCUUCUGGAGAGGAAAGCGUGACCAAGGCUGCUCAGGUGUAUGGUUAGAUGUUGAGAUAAAGCCUUAGGAAGUCUGAUGCUCAGUAGCAGGGAGCCUUUCAGCAUUGCUAAAAUAGCUCAGCCCUGCCUUAUGCCCCCCAUGAGAAACACUGCCCAUCACCCAUUUCCAGUUUCAUGUCAUAUGUAGCUGUCCUGUAAUCUCAUUUGGGAGACUCUCUUCUCCCCUUUUUCCUCCAUUCCACUGAAGUGAUGCAGCUUCCCAUAGGAGACUGAAACUGUUUUUGCCCCUUGCACAGUUUGAUGUGCUGGGAAGCUGCAGGAUUAGAAUAUCCCAGGUAACUUCUGGAAUCCAGUCCAGAUUCUGCCAGUGAAGAGGUAGUUAUGUUGCCAGCAUCCUUCUCAGAGGAGGUGGCAGGAGAGACUGAAAUUAAUCUCCUCCAUUUUAAUGAACGAAUUUAGUCUCCAAAGCUGGCACACAAACUCUUUGGAGAACAGCUGAGUCAUUUCUUUUGAAGUAUAUUUGCUAACUUUUGAAUGGACAGCUAUAUGAGAUGUCCCUUUGGAAAUCCCUUAGAUAAUGCCCUAUCUCCACUUCUGAUUGUUUUCUUCUGUGUUUUGGGACACACUGUUUCUUCAGUAGCUUGAAGAGUUCCUUACUUGUGGAGGAGUCAUGGAUCAAAGAGGCAACCAACAAUCUGUAGAUAAAGGAAUAUGGCCAACCUCCUCUCAGUCUUCUUCAGUUCAAUACAGCUUUCCUGUUGUGCAGGUUCCUUUCCAUAAAUAGUAAGAGGUGGGGAAGUACUUGGCUUGACUUUGGAGUAAUUUUAUCUUAUUUUCACACUCCUUCCUUUGAACUGUAGACAGAGCUCAGUGCUGUAGAUGCUGAUUUUGGCUAGACUGAGAGACAUCUAUGAAAUUGAGGUGGGAAGGUCAGGAGAUCAGAGUUUACUCUGGGAAGUCACUUGCUGCCUUUGUGCCUCUUUCCUGCUGUUCUCUGCCAGUGUAGGCUGUUAGCUCCAGAGGGCAGACUGUGAAUUCUGUGACCAUGGGGUACUGAAUAUAUUGUGUUAUAAAUGGACUGUAAAUCCAGCUCAUAUCAGUGGUUUCCACUGAACACUCUGAAUGCCUUCUUUUGUGGAUUACCAAAACAUUGUAGCCGAGCAGAAUUUGCAUGAUACCAAAGAUAGCAUUUUACCCAGCAUUAGAACCCAGAAUCAUGGAGUUGUUUGAGUUGGAAGGGACCUUUAAAGGUCAUCUAGUCCAACUCCCUGCAGAGAACAGGGGACACCUACAGCUCAGUCAUUUCCACAGAGCCUGUUACAGACUGAUCUUGUGUGUCUCCAAGGAUGGGGAUUCACCACAUCUCUGGACAAGCAGUUCCGGUGCCUCACUAGUGGUACUUGCAUGUUUAUUUCCUAAAACAUUCAAUAAAACUGAUCCUUCAUAUGCUAACCCAUUUCACUGCCAGUUUUUUGUUACCCAUAUUUUUUCCUUAGUAUAUUUCUUUUCUUCCAGUAAAAUAUUCAGCUCUGGGGAUGACAGUGUCUUUGUUCUCCCAGCCUUACUUUUUUCUGACUGGCAGCAGAGGCUUCAGUAUUACAAGAUGGUUAUAUGACAGAUCAAGAUUAUAUUUGUUUUGAAAGGAGACUAAAAAGCAUACGUUCUGUUUUACAAACGAUGACUGAGAAUGCACUGAUCUUCACAGUGCCUUGCUGUGCAUCACAGGAUUUGGUGAUGGUGACACAAGGAUAUAGGUUUUGAAAAGGAUGAAAGGAAAUGCUUUUCUAACUUGGCACGUAACAAGCUCAUGGAAUUCACUGCCAGGGGAUGUUGUUGCAGCACAUAUUUUAGUAAGAUUCAAAUCUCAGAACUACCAGUCCUCCAAGUCCAGAACAUGAACAAUGAAGAUAGCAGGGGUCAUGGAAACUUACUUCCCCCAUUGGAAUAACGUUGCACAUUCCCUCAGUUGCCAAUGGAAGUCUCAGCCGUCCUCUGAAGCACAAGCUGCUGGGAGAAAUAGCUAGACUAGUUUGAGAGUGUUUUCUGAGGUGAGAAACAUACAAUGUGUGGAGAUUAUUGAAUGAAGGAAACCUCAGGAAACAUUUUCCAGCUUAAAGGGAUUUUUCUGUUAAUCUGCAGGAAGUUAUUUUUUCUUUCAUCUGAGAAGAAUGGAAAAUUUCUCAAUUCCUUCACUUUUUCUAAGUGCAGACAUCAGGAAGGAUUCACAGGCUUGAUCCUCAGCACGUUUAAUUCAAUGGACUUUUUCUAUUAACUUUAAUGGGCUUUGUUUUGGUUCUUUUGCCAGAAUGGCUUCUCAGAGUGCUCUGAGAUCCAUAGAUGAAAGCCUUGGAUAAGCAAGGGUAGAAUUUAUUAUUAUUGUCCAUCUGGAAGGAGCAGAGUUAUUUAAUCUUUAUGAUGACUUUAUAAACUGCAUUGCCACCAAAGAGGAAUGAAAGUGCUAGGCAGAGUCUGACUGACGUCACCUGCAAUAUCUGGGCUGUUAUUUCAACUCCCAGUUGCUGCUAGAGUUGCCACCAGCUGGUUUGCCAAUUCUUCUCAGAACUGCUGAGUCGGUGCAGGUUAACCUGCCACGGGCAGCACCCAUAUCACCCACAUCCCUCAGAUUUAAGAGGCCCUUUAUAUUUUACAAGUCACCACCCUCAGCAUUAGAUUUGCUCAUCAUCUUCUUCGCAAAGCUGCUAAGCAGGGUUUUCUGGAGGCAGUUCCCAGUAUGUAAGUGGAAACUCAGUGCUAGGAAGAGGUAAGAAGUUCUGCUUUUGAUUUUACUUGUUAGGCAGUGGAGUGGAGGAAGAAAAUCUCUUGAGGAAAAACAAAAAAAAAAGAAGAAGAAAAAACCCCAAAACAUUGUACUGCUUGUAAUAAGUGGCUUCCCAAAUUUCAACUCUUGUUAAUGAACCACAAGAAAAAAAGUGGUAUGGUACAAAAGGUAUCCUGUCAAACUGUGUGAACAAGUGUAUAGUUCAAGAUGUGUGUUUAUAUGCAUUGAUAUCUAUAUGCUUUCACAUAUAUAUUUCAGCAUAAUUUUGUAUUUGUAUCAAGGUUUAGUUGCUUUUUUUGUAAACUGGGCUGAUGAAACACUCAUACAUGGGGAUGAGAAGCAUGUAGUGUAUGUGCAGUCACACAGACCCUUUGUAGUGCAUUCAUACAUCACAACUUUGUGGUCUCAGGAGGCUCAGAAGUGGCCCCAUGAAAGAGCAGACCCACUGAGCUGAUUUUCACUCCUGUUAAAACAUAACUGUUGGUGACAGUUUAUAUCUGUAAACACAGUUCUUGCAUAUCGUGUCACAUGAAAUCAGGAGGGGAGAGGGGGAGCUGAGCCAUCUGAAUGUUGUUGACACCCACAUAGUUGGAAUAGCUGCUCCAAACUAGGCAGCUGGCUUUUCUGUACACAACAGGUACCAUUCUCCAAACUGCGAUGUCUUGUUGCAGAUCUCAUUUUUGGAGAAGAAAUGUACAGGAUUUUUUUGCUGACUUGCUGUGGGAAUGAAUAAAUCAGUCUGUGAAAAUGAUUCGGGGGGGCUGGGAAGGGGGGAAAAGGUGACCAAAAAGCCAUUAUAAUUACCCUAAGAGAAAAAUAACACUCAGGAGGAAUCUUCAGCAGACAAGAAGAUGUAUUUGAGCCAAGAAAUUGACUUCUUAAGGAAUUACUGGAAAUGAAAUGACUCGGCCUAUUGAAAAGAUGACUGGACAGAAGAUGAAAAUUUAUUGUAGGGCAGAUUUCAGCCUGGCAAGAGCUGAACAAACCCAAGCAGGGGACUCUACAGUGGGAAUGUUUUGUGUUGCUGUAGGAACCUGGGCUUGUGCUUCUAUUAGGGAUAUAUUUAAAAACUUUGGUGCUCUCAGUGCAUGUAGAGCUAUUGAUGUUAAAGUUGUACUUUGUACCCAAAUGAGUUCUUGCUCCUAAACAAAGCAGGCUGUAGCAUAUAGGCAAGGCACAGCUCUGCUGGUUUACAUUUGCACCUGGGGCUUCUUGCUAAUACAGUUCUGCCUGUCAGGGAGCCCCACCGCUUCGUGCCCCUCUUCAAUGCUGGCUGUGUUGGCAGGAAUCCACCGUGGUUAGGGUCAAAGGGAUGUAAUUAAGAUGGAAAGCGAAACGCCAGAUAAAAAGCUCUAAUUACAUCAGCAUAAAUGUGCUGCAAAUGUAACUGUCUGUUUAAA